Adineta ricciae is the source of this 390-nucleotide messenger RNA. NCBI's taxonomy places the organism in Eukaryota, Metazoa, Rotifera, Eurotatoria, Adinetida, Adinetidae. The record is from the annotation of a GenBank genome assembly.
AUGGCUGCUAAUACCGACGAUUCACAUGUUCCAAGUGCAAAACAAGUCGACAAACUUCUUCAGUACCUCGACAUACUCUAUCCUGGAGGUAAACCGAUUCAACCCGUGAUUGAUCCAAGUCCAGGAACUUGUAUCUACAAGGAUGAAGUAAAUACAUUUUGUCAAACGAUCUCCGAUGAUUGGUUCUGGCGCGGUUUUACUGCAAAAGCUGCUGCAGAAUAUUGUAACAAUCCUGACAAGUUACAGACUGCGACUUGGAAAGACAUCAAAUGUGUACUGACGUUCUUUAUCUUUAAAGAACGAUUUUGCAAUGGCUAUCAAGGCGCAGCCAUCGAAGACGGUUUUAUACGCACACUAUUACUCCGAGUGAAGGAGCUGGCAAAGAAAUAA